Molecule: messenger RNA, 2119 nt
Organism: Eucalyptus grandis
Lineage: Eukaryota; Viridiplantae; Streptophyta; Magnoliopsida; Myrtales; Myrtaceae
Product: glycosyltransferase BC10
Exons: 2
Coding region: 808-1962 (384 amino acids)
Cellular component (GO): membrane
Molecular function (GO): glycosyltransferase activity
Source: RefSeq, a predicted model, not a curated record
GAGAGAGAGGAGUGGAGAGAGAGAGAGAGAGAGGAGUAUCUGACAAGCAGCGAGAAAAGAGUAAAGAAGUACCUGACAAGCAACGAGAAGCGAUCUAGGACAGGCUGUCUCUCUCCUCUCUCUCUCUCUCUCCCUCUCCCUUUCUCUCUCUCUUCAGCUUCGUUUGACUUGACCCUUUAGCGCAACGUCCCUAGAAGUUCAAACUUAACCUCCUCGCUAGACGUCACGACCCGAACGGCACGCUUGCCAGGAUCCACAGGUCACGGCCUUCCUCCGGUCAACUCAGCUGCUCGAGAACCGAAGCUGAUCUUGGCUUUUCUUCCACGGCCGCCGGUCCAAAUCUUGAUGAUGCUCUGAAGAUAAACACCCCGCUUGGUGACACGACCCGUGCCUCUUCCGCUUCCUCUUCUUGACCGUCUUCGCUACGCAAGAUCGACCCAGAAGCUCGGAUGAUCAGAUUUGAACGUUUCUGCGCGGCGGGCUUCUGAUUUAGCCCAGACGGUUGUUGGGUUUUUCUUUUUUCCUCGUGGGAGAGUUAAAGUAGUCGUCUUUCUAAUAGAUUGUUUUUUGUUGUCUUGGAGCUCAUGCUCGAUUGCCCUUUUGUACAAAUAGACAUGAUCCGUUGAAAGGUCUCGGUACAAUAGAUAGAACUAACCCAGAGAAACCAAAGAUAGUUUGCAGGUAUUGAUUGAUUGGAGAUUGCUGCUUUUAGGAGCAAAAACUUGAACUUUUAGAGAAGGGAUAUAUAUAUUUUCACAGGUGUUUUAUGAUCUCUUGGUUGAAUUUUGACUGGAAAUCAAGUCGAAAAUGUACCAAAGGAUAGCGCCUGUAGAGGAAGGAAAAGACCCUUCAUCUAUAUUCAGGAAUUACCAGCCUAGGGCAUGUCCAUGGAGGCUCCUCCACUAUUUCUUGUUGUUUGUGCUAGUGGGUCUUGGAUUGUUGAUUUUAAGCAUGAAUAUGAUACGAUACUUCGGAGUCCAAGAUCAACCCGUACGUAAGAGUAGCCCUUUCCUCUGCCUUGAAGAGCAAUCUAGUAUGGAGAGCAGGUUUAGCACCCCAUCAAGUUUGUUACAUGCCAUGAGCGAUGAGGAGCUCUUUUGGAGGGCAUCUUUCGUUCCUCUGAUGAAGACGUUUCCAUUUAAGAGAGUUCCCAAGAUUGCCUUCAUGUUCUUGGUGAAGGGUCCAUUGCCGUUUGCCCCUCUUUGGGAGAGGUUUUUCAAGGGGCAUGAAGGGCUGUUCUCAAUCUACAUGCACUCGCUACCUUCGUAUGAUGCUGAAUUCCCACCUUCAUCAGUAUUCUAUGAGCGACAAAUCCCGAGCCAGGUGGUGGAGUGGGGGUUGAUGAGCAUGUGUGAUGCAGAAAGGAGACUCUUGGCCAAUGCCCUGCUUGACAUGUCCAACGAAUGGUUCAUCCUGGUCUCUGAAUCGUGCAUCCCGAUCCAGAACCUCACCACUGUCUAUAGUUACUUAUCACGAUCCAGGUACAGCUUCAUUGGAUCAUUUGAUGAAGACAGCUCCUAUGGCAGAGGACGCUACAACAAGAAGAUGGCACCAGAGAUCAACCUCACUGAGUGGCGUAAAGGUUCUCAGUGGUUUGAAGUGAAUCGUAAACUCGCCAUAGACAUAAUUGAAGAUUCAACCUACUACCCUAAGUUCAAGAAGUUCUGCAGACCGACAUGUUAUGUGGAUGAACACUACUUCCCUACAAUGCUAAGCAUCCAAUCUCCGGAUCUCCUGGCGAAUAGAAGCCUCACUUGGGUGGACUGGUCGAGAGGCGGUCCUCACCCUGCUACUUUUGGCGAGGCCGAUAUCACAAAGGAAUUUUUCAAAAAAAUCCUAGAAAACUCCUCAUGCAGUUACAACGAUCAGCCCUAUUCACUUUGUUUCCUCUUUGCUAGAAAGUUUGCCCCUAGUGCUUUAGUUUCUCUGUCGGAUUUAGCAUCGGACGUAUUUGGGUAUUGACAAAAGUUUCGGGAAGGACAUUUGCCAAGUUCUUCUGAGUUUUUGCCUCAAAUUUUUGGCCUUUGGUAGGGAUAAUUGAAAUGUAAUGUUACAGAUCAUUUUUAGACGACAAGAGAGGUAGCGAUCUAAUCCCUAAAGCAAUUGCAAGUCCUCCAAA